UGGGGUUUGUUUCCCUUUUCAAAGAAGUGCACUUUUGUUGUUUUAUUAAAGUACAAUGCCUCCAAAAAAAGCCAGUCCAGUUGCCGUUACUGAAGACGCUUCUUCAAUGUCCUUGCCAGAAGAGAAGCCGAAAAAUGAAGCGAAACCAGCAGGUGAAAAAUCACAAGGUACCGAAAAGAAAAUGAAGACUACAGUCGUGAAAAGACCAAUGAAUCACCCAGCGACUAUUGAGAUGAUCACCGAAGCGCUCCGGCAACUGGAUACAAAGAAAGGUACUUCUGUCCAAGCCAUCAGGACGUAUAUUUUGGGGAAGUACCCGACAGUGGACCCGGUGAGGCUGAAGCCCUUGAUGAAGAGCGCGUUGAACAAAGGGAUAGAAAAGGGGACUCUUGUGAGACCUGCUAAUUCUAGCGCCAGCGGAGCGCAGGGCAGAUUUCGGCUUGCGGUGAAGAAAGUAAUCAAGAAAAACAAGGAAGCGAAGUUGCAAUCGGAGGAAAAUAAUGACCCGAAUAUUGCAAAGGCUCCCAAAUCCUUGAAAGCUGGUUCCAAGAAACCCAAAACGAAGGACUCUGAUUCUAAGGAGAAGCCUAAAGCAGUGCAAAAAAAGAAGGAAAAGAAUGAAGAGGAGUCCAGACAGCCUUCUGGAGAGAAAGAGUCUUCCAAAGUAACGUCUGUAAAGAAACCCAAAGCCAAGAAGGACCCUAGUGGGCAGGAGGCUCCUGCCCCUAAGGAGCUAAAGGAGCCGAAGAAGGCAGCCAAGCCUAAGGCCCCAGUGAAGAAGGCAGGAGGGGAGGAGGGUGUUGUGGCUGAGGGACAAGCUGGGGCGAAAACCACAGGGAAACGGGGAAAGAAGGUGACUGAAUGAGCUCCACUUUUUUUAAAGCAUUUUGUUUUUAGAUGUACUAUUUUUUGAAUAAAGAAUUAUUAACUUUUGUAUAUUG
Molecule: messenger RNA, 941 nt
Organism: Lepisosteus oculatus (spotted gar)
Lineage: Eukaryota; Metazoa; Chordata; Actinopteri; Semionotiformes; Lepisosteidae
Gene: h1m
Product: linker histone H1M
Biological process (GO): negative regulation of DNA recombination; nucleosome assembly; chromosome condensation
Cellular component (GO): nucleosome; nucleus
Molecular function (GO): double-stranded DNA binding; nucleosomal DNA binding
Source: RefSeq, a predicted model, not a curated record